AUGCCUAUCGGGAAUUGUAGUCAGUAGUUAGCAACUGUGCCUACUCAACUCGGAUAUCCGUAAGAGGGGCUUCAGUGUGUGCUGGGAAUUGUAGUCGCCCAUCUCCCGUGUGCUGUUCUUAACUCCGACUGGGCGGGCGCUCUGACCUCGGGGCCGAGUGGGUCUGGUAAUCAGGGUUGGAAGCGCCUGGUCGGCGGAGCCGCGGAGGAGUCCGGGCCGCGGAUGGCAGCGGUCGCGGUUCUGGAGGGAGCAGUGUCCGCGAUGACGGCCCAGCCGCCCGGCAAGCCCGGGGCUGGGGGUAGGGAAAUGUCCCAAGAAGAAAAACUGCAGCUUCGUAAGGAGAAAAAACAGCAGAAGAAGAAGAGGAAGGAAGACAAAGGAUCAGAAGCUGUGUCUGACCCCACUCUGUGCUCUGGCCAAUGUCAAGUGGGCCCACCAAGAGAGAUUCCAGACUCUGGUGGUCAGUUGGGAUCCUCAGGGGAGAAGAUUCCCGGUGGCCGGAGUAAAGCAGAGCUUCGAGCUGAGAGGAGAGCCAAGCAGGAAGCUGAGCGGGCCCUAAAGCAGGGACGAAAGGGGGAGUCAACAGCAUCAUCUGCUCAGGCUCGCCCUAACACAGCAGCAGAAACCCCCUUAGGAGUAAAACAUCCUCCAGAGCUUGUUCAGGUGGAUGAGACCACAGCUUUAAAGAAACUUAUUAAGAAACCAGAACGGCAGCAGGUGCCUUCUCGAAAGGAUUAUGGCUCCAAAGUCAGCCUCUUCUCCCACCUGCACCAGUAUAGCCGCCGUAUUCCUCUAACUCAGUAUAUGAGCAUCCCAUCCUCUGUGAUCCACCCAGCUGUGGUGCGACUUGGCCUGCAGUACUCCCAGGGCCUAAUCAGUGGCUCCAAUGCCAGAUGCAUCGCCCUACUUCGUGCCUUCCAGCAGGUAAUUCAGGACUACACCACGCCUCCUAAUGAAGAACUCUCCAGAGAUCUAGUUAAUAAGCUCAAACCCUACAUCAGCUUCUUGAAUCAGUGUCGACCACUGUCGGCCAGCAUGUGCAAUGCCAUCAAGUUCCUCACAAAAGAGAUCACAGCUGUGAACAGCACCCAACGAGAGGAGGAGGCAAAGUCAGAACUCCAAGCAGCCAUGGACCGGUAUGUGCAAGAGAAGAUUGUUUUGGCAGCUCGGGCAAUCUCCCGCUCAGCCUAUGAGAAGAUCAGUGAUGGGGAUGUGAUCCUGGUAUAUGGAUGUUCAUCCCUGGUAUCCUUUAUUCUUCGGGAAGCUUGGGCUAGUGGCCGUCGAUUUCGGGUGGUAGUGGUGGACAGCCGACCACGACUUGAGGGACGGCGUACUUUGCAUUGUCUUGUCCGUGCCGGGGUCCCAGCGUCCUACUUGAUGAUUCCUGCAGCUUCCUAUGUGCUCCCCGAGGUGUCUAAGGUGCUAUUAGGAGCUCAUGCGCUUCUGGCCAAUGGGUCUGUGAUGUCCCGGGUUGGGACAGCCCAGCUAGCCUUGGUGGCUCGGGCUUAUAAUGUGCCUGUUUUGGUCUGCUGUGAAACCUACAAGUUCUGCGAGCGUGUACAAACUGAUUCCUUUGUCUCAAAUGAGCUUGAUGAUCCUGAUGAUCUUUUGUGUGAACGAGGAGACCAGGUGGUAUUGGAUAACUGGCAGAAGCACCGGUCUCUGCGUCUGCUGAAUCUGGUAUAUGAUGUGACACCUCCAGAACUGGUGGACCUAGUGAUCACUGAGCUAGGAAUGAUUCCUUGCAGUUCUGUUCCUGUUGUGUUACGAGUCAAGAGUGGUGACCAAUGAGGUGUGGAAUGGCCAGGGUUAAUAAAUGAUAUCCUCUCUCCCCAUAGCAACUCUGCCUCCUUUCUCUAUAUUUUUCCUGUUACCUUUACAGUCAUUCAUAAUUCAGUUUCCUGUGUUAACUCAGGUACUUCAGGGAAUCUUUGGUGGGGAGAUCAUCAUAGGUGCCUCUUAAGUACCACUGGUCUGUCCUUGAAGGUGAAGGGAAAAGUCUGGUUUUGCAUCAGAAACAAUUGAAAUGUGGACCUGGGUUAUGACCACUGCUUUUCAGCUUUUGGGUCAAUGCUGUAGGAGGUAAAUCUUCAACUGCACUUCCUUUCUGUGCAAGGGCUAGCCAUACCUUCAGGCCUUUAUUUCCAAAGAGGGCUUAACCCAAAUUCUGAUCCCUGAGCUAUACCAGUCUCGGUCAGCCUUAAAGCUACAUCCAGUGGACACCUUAAGGAAUCACAGCCUUGAGAGCGUUGCAUGGCAUGUUUUGGGAGAGAUGCUAGAUUGGGAGCCAAGGGGACUAAGUUGGACUCCUGCCUUUCUGUUUCUUACUCUCUCUGACUUUGUGAGACAGACCCUCCAGCCCCUUUUCCCUAAAUGUAAAAUUGAAGCCAAAAGUAUUGGCAGUAUUUACCUCUAGCUUGUGAAGACCAUGUAAGAUGGAGUGAAUAUGAAAAGCUCUGUAACCAUCUGAAAAUGAAUUGCUGUUAAUUUUUAUCAUCCCCAUCUCCUGUGGAGACGACAUGCUUUUAUAUUGGGCUUCUCAGCUCUAUGGAUUAAUAUUUUUAUUUUGUGAAAGUACUUGGAGGUCACUCAGAAUUCAAGUACAUUGUUCCAGUUAAGGGCAGUAUAUGUCAGUAACUGGGCAAAAAGACAAUGAAAGCAUGGGACACUAAAAAGUUCCAAUAUCACUGGAGCAAUCCUAGAAAUAACCCAGAAAGUCUUGAAUUUUGAAUGCCACAGGCCAUUUUUCUAAAGGGAAUUGAAAAUAGUAGGGAACCACUUCUUACCCCAGCCCUGAUGUGAUUUUAUUUCAGAAAAGCAUUUGUAAGGAGUUAUUUAAAGGGAUGAUCCUUUGUCAACUAAUAAGCAUUUAAUACCUGCUUUAUGCACAGUAUUGUGUAAAUGUGGGAGGUAAAAAGAUAAAAAAGAGAUUGUCUCUGUCUUGGUAGAGCUCAUAUACUUUGAGAAAACAUAGGUACGCAAAAGCAUAAACAAAAUAAAUACUAAAGUUAUUUUUUUCAGUGGCAGCACUAGCAGCUGAUGGGAUUCAGAAAAAGCCUCCUAUCAGAGGUGAACUUUGACAGAAUCCAAGAACUCUUAAGAAACAGAAGUGAAAAGAGAGGGCAUGCUGAUGUAAGGGACAGCCUGCAUAAUGGGAUGGAAAUGGGAGAUGCAAUGUUGUGAGGGAAAGCAAUAAAUCAUUUGGCCGGUCUGUAUAUAGUAUCUGUGAAGCAGUCAUGCAUAAGGCUGGAAAGGCUGAAAGGAACCAUGUUGAAGAAGGUUUCAAAUACUAAGGGGAUUAAAUUGUAUUUUAUUCUAGAGGAAACAAAGUCAAUGAAGGUUUCUGAGGAGAAGUCCAAUUAGGAAUCUUGUUCAGGUCCAGGGGAAAAGAGCUUAGAUGAUAACUAAAAGAUGGAUGUGAAAGAUAAUAAAGCAAAUGAUUGGGUUUGGGGGAAUUGGCUGAGUCAGAAACUUGGAGAAGAACUAGAGAAGUCUGGAGGUAGGACAGGUUUGAGGGGGGAAUAGUUAUUUUGGAGAAUUUGAGUUGGGAGAUUUUGACUUUUAUGGGGUAAUACAAAGAAAAAGGGAAUUCAGGAGAGAAAAGAGGGCUGGUUAACUAGCUCCUAAAAAAUAUGCAUAGAAAUAAAGAUUAAGCUCAUGGAACAAAAUCACAAAAGGUAUUUUCUAUUUAUCAACGAACUCCCUCAGUUAUAUUUAUAGCACCACUUUUUUUUUUGUAGUAUUGAAGAAUGGAAAUAAAGUAGACAACCAUCAAUUUGGGAAUGGCUAGACAAAUUGUGGUUCUUGGAUGUAUUGGAAUAUUACUAUGCUAUGAGGAACAUCAAAUAUGAUGCAGAGAAUCAUGGAAAGAUUGGUAUGAAUUGCUAUUGAGUGAAAACCAAAGAAACAACAUACACAAUGACUUGUAACAAUGUAAAUGAAAGAAAUACUACAGAACAAUCAGAAGGAAUGUUGAAAUGUUGCAAAGAAGAAGCCUUAAAGAAGAGAUAUUAGGAUAUACCCCAACCCUACUCCUGAGUAGAAGUGGGAGAUUUAUGGAUAUCGAUCCUUGCAAAUAUUUUCAGAAAUUUUUGAUGUAUUGAUCAAUUUUGUUGAUAGUUUUUUUUCCUUUAAAAAAUAUCUUUAGCUUAUAUUGGAUGUCUGUGAGAGGAGACAGGAAAGUAUACACGGUCAAAUGCAUGCCAUGUAAAAACAAAUUAUAAAUAAAAAUGCAUUUUU
Sarcophilus harrisii (Tasmanian devil) is the source of this 4239-nucleotide messenger RNA. It is a transcript of the gene EIF2B4, whose product is annotated as eukaryotic translation initiation factor 2B subunit delta. Lineage: Eukaryota; Metazoa; Chordata; Mammalia; Dasyuromorphia; Dasyuridae. The coding region runs from base 223 to 1791 and encodes 522 amino acids. The record is from RefSeq and is a predicted model, not a curated record. The transcript has 13 exons.